Molecule: messenger RNA, 1179 nt
Organism: Nematocida parisii ERTm1
Lineage: Eukaryota; Fungi; Microsporidia
Exons: 1
Coding region: 1-1179 (392 amino acids)
Source: RefSeq, a predicted model, not a curated record
AUGAAAUUUAUAAAUUCAAUAUUUAUUCUAGUGGCUAUUUCAUUUUCUUGUAUUAUCACCACUGGGGACAAGCAGGAAAAUUCAUUUGAAUUAGACGACUUAUAUAAAACACUAGAAAUCCUACAGAAGACGCAGUCUAAAGUAAACAACAGAAUGCGCAAAUUAUUAGAGAUAUGUAAAAAAAGGAAUGGUCUUAGUAAAUCAGAAGAAUUCAGGUAUAACGAAUUUUCGGGUUAUUAUAAAGAAAUAACUGAAAAAAUAGAAGAAAUAAGUAUGGAAAUGAAAGAUUAUGAAGACAAGCACAGCCACCAGGAGAAUUCAUCAAACCCGAAUGAUUCAGACGAGUAUAGUGUAGAUGAGAACAACAACAGCAGUUCUUAUUAUACAGCAGAUGAAUAUUCUAAGUCAUAUAAGAAUAAUAAUGCAGAAGAGUCAGUAAAUACAGAAGAGUCAGUAAAUACAGUAAAUACAGAAGAGUCGAUAAAAUUGAUUAAUUCUAUGAAAUCAUUAGAGAAGAGUGUAUUUAAAUUAAGGAGUAUGUAUAUAUCUUAUAUGGCUAAGUAUUUCUAUAAUGCAGACAAAUCUAUGAAUAUAUUUUAUAUGGGCAGCGUUGGGUGUGAUUUAGCAGAGUCUGUUCUGUUUUUCCUUACACAGUAUGCAAGUACAGAAGCGUCAAGUUCAUUUAAAAGUAAUAUGUAUAAUAGAUUACACUCAUUUUUAAAUAACUCUGUCAGUAUAACAGCAGUUAAGCAAUUUUCAUUUAAUUUAAUACACAAUAUGAACAAGGGAAUGUCCUUUAUUGAGGGAAUGAAUGCGUCCUAUCCCAUUCUAAUACGUGAUUUAUUAUUUAAGCCCAAAACAAUGAACAAUGCCAAAUUACAACAAAUGAUCAGUGACUACCGCACAAUAUCCUCUGGAUUAUCAAUUGAAAGGGAUAAUUUAUCUGUCAUUGAUUUAGUCAAUGCUUUAUCCAUUUCUGUGUAUCUUGGUAAGUGCAAUUCAGGUGAUUUUUUAUCAAAAUUAUUAAGUAAUGGAAUUAUAAACACUGUUGCGUAUAUGGUAUGCACUGUGGCAGAUGAUGCCACCAAGAAAAAGAACAUAAAAGAGCUUUCUAUAUUAAAUGAAAGUAUUCUUCAUAAAAACCGAUUAAAGAAAUUCCCAACAGUAAUUUAUCAGUAG